GGAUGGAGUCAGGGGUUUCACAUUCCUGAGAAACAAACCCAUCUAAUUCCGCACAUUUUAUAGCUGGUGCCUUGGGGAGAAUGUUUUCUACAUAAACUGGCUCUAACUUUCAGGUGUGUCUUCACAUGCCCCGUUUGCUGCCUGCGCCUCUCCACAAAGACUACCAAAUCCUGUAGAAUUGAACUUAAUCAUCUCCUGACAAAAGAAUGCAAUUUCAACUGACCCUUUUUUUGCACCUUGGGUGGCUCAUUUACUCAAAAGCUCAAGAUGACUGCAACAGGGGUGCCUGUCAUCCCACCACCGGCGAUCUCCUGGUGGGCAGGAACACACAGCUUACGGCUUCUUCUACCUGUGGGCUGAGCAGAGCCCAGAAAUACUGCAUCCUCAGUUACCUGGAGGGGGAACAAAAAUGCUUCAUCUGUGACUCUAGAUUUCCAUAUGAUCCAUACGCCCAACCCAAUAGCCACACCAUUGAGAAUGUCAUUGUAAGUUUUGAACCAGACAGAGAAAAGAAAUGGUGGCAGUCUGAAAAUGGUCUUGAUCAUGUCAGCAUCACACUGGACUUAGAGGCAUUAUUUCGGUUCAGCCACCUUAUCUUGACCUUUAAGACUUUUCGGCCUGCUGCAAUGUUAGUUGAACGUUCCACAGACUAUGGACACACCUGGAAAGUGUUCAAAUAUUUUGCAAAAGACUGUGCCACUUCCUUUCCUAACAUCACAUCUGGCCAGGCCCAGGGAGUGGGAGACAUUGUUUGUGACUCCAAAUACUCGGAUAUUGAACCCUCAACAGGUGGAGAGGUUGUUUUGAAAGUUUUGGAUCCCAGUUUUGAAAUUGAAAACCCUUAUAGCCCCUACAUCCGAGACCUUGUGACAUUGACAAACCUGAGGAUAAACUUUACCAAGCUCCACACCCUUGGGGAUACUUUGCUUGGAAGGAGGCAAAAUGAUUCCCUUGAUAAAUACUACUAUGCUCUGUACGAGAUGGUUGUUCGGGGAAGCUGCUUUUGCAAUGGCCAUGCUAGCGAAUGUCGCCCUAUGCAGAAGGUGCGGGGAGAUGUUUUCAGCCCUCCUGGAAUGGUUCACGGUCAGUGUGUCUGUCAGCACAAUACAGAUGGUCCAAACUGUGAGAGAUGCAAGGACUUCUUCCAGGAUGCUCCUUGGAGGCCAGCUGCAGACCUCCAGGACAAUGCUUGCAGAUCGUGCAGCUGUUACAGCCACUCCAGCCGCUGUCACUUCAACAUGACUAUGUACCUGGCAAGCGGUGGCCUCAGCGGGGGCGUGUGUGAAGACUGCCAGCACAACACUGAGGGGCAGCACUGCGACCGCUGCAGGCCCCUCUUCUACAGGGACCCCCUCAAGACCAUCUCGGAUCCCUACGCGUGCAUUCCUUGUGAAUGUGACCCUGAUGGGACCAUAUCUGGUGGUAUUUGUGUGAGCCACUCUGAUCCUGCCUUAGGGUCUGUGGCCGGCCAGUGCCUUUGUAAAGAAAACGUGGAAGGAGCCAAAUGCGACCAGUGCAAGCCCAACCACUACGGACUGAGUGCCACUGACCCCUUGGGCUGCCAGCCCUGCGACUGUAACUCCCUUGGGAGUCUGCCACUCUUGACCUGUGAUGUGGAUACAGGCCAAUGCUUGUGCCUGUCAUAUGUCACCGGAGCACACUGCGAAGAAUGCACUGUUGGAUACUGGGGCCUGGGAAAUCAUCUCCAUGGGUGUUCUCCCUGUGACUGUGAUAUUGGAGGUGCUUAUUCUAACAUGAUGAAUUGCUUUUUCCUCAGGUGUUCACCCAAGAAUGGGCAGUGUGAAUGCCGCCCACAUGUCACUGGCCGUAGCUGCUCUGAACCAGCCCCUGGCUACUUCUUUGCUCCUUUGAAUUUCUAUCUCUACGAGGCAGAGGAAGCCACGCCACUCCAAGGACUGGCGCCUUUGGGCUCGGAAACUUUUGGCCAGAGUCCUGCUGUUCACAUUGUUUUAGGAGAGCCAGUUCCUGGGAACCCUGUUACAUGGACUGGACCUGGAUUUGCCAGGGUUCUCCCUGGGGCUGGCUUGAGAUUUGCUGUCAACAACAUUCCCUUUCCUGUGGACUUCACCAUUGCCAUUCGCUAUGAAACCCAGUCUGCAGCUGACUGGACUGUCCAGAUCGUGGUGAACCCCUCUCGAGGGAGUGAGCACUGCGUACCCAAGACUUCACAGUCAAAGCCUCAGUCUUUUGCCUUACCAGCGGCUACCAGAAUCAUGCUGCUUCCCACACCCAUCUGUUUAGAACCAGAUGUACAAUAUUCCAUAGACGUCUAUUUUUCUCAGCCUUUGAAAAGAGAGUCCUACACUCAUUCACACGUCCUGGUGGACUCCCUUGGCCUUAUUCCCCAAAUCAAUUCAUUGGAGAAUUUCUGCAGCAAGCAGGACUUAGAUGAGUAUCAGCUUCACAACUGUGUUGAAAUUGCCUCAGCAAUGGGACCUCAAGUGCUCCCGGGUGCCUGUGAAAGGCUGAUCAUCAGCAUGUCCGCCAAGCUGCAUGAUGGGGCUGUGGCCUGCAAGUGUCACCCCCAGGGCUCAGUCGGAUCCAGCUGUAGUCGACUUGGAGGCCAGUGCCAGUGUAAAUCUCUUGUGGUCGGGCGCUGCUGUGAUAGGUGCUCACCUGGAAGCUAUGGUUUGGGGCAUCAUGGCUGUCACCCAUGUCACUGCCAUCCUCAAGGAUCAAAGGACACUGUGUGUGACCUAGUAACAGGACAGUGCCCCUGCCAUGGAGAGGUGUCUGGCCGCCGCUGUGAUCGCUGCCUGGCAGGCUACUUUGGAUUUCCCAGCUGCCGCUCUUGCCCUUGUAAUGGGUUUGCUGAACUUUGUGAUCCUGAGACGGGGUCAUGCUUCAAUUGUGGAGGCUUUACAACUGGCAGAAACUGUGAAAGGUGUAUUGAUGGUUACUAUGGAAAUCCUUCUUCAGGACAGCCCUGUCGUCCUUGCCUGUGUCCGGAUGAUCCCUCAAGCAAUCAGUAUUUUGCCCAUUCCUGUUAUCAGAAUCUGUGGAGCUCAGAUGUAAUCUGCAAUUGUCUUCAAGGUUAUACGGGUACUCAGUGUGGAGAAUGCUCUACUGGUUUCUAUGGAAAUCCAAGAAUUUCAGGAGCACCUUGCCAACCAUGUCCCUGCAACAACAACAUAGAUGUAACCGAUCCAGAGUCCUGCAGCCGGGUAACAGGGGAGUGCCUUCGAUGUUUGCACAACACUCAGGGUGCAAACUGCCAGCUCUGCAAACCAGGUCACUAUGGAUCAGCCCUCAAUCAGACCUGCAGAAGAUGCUCCUGCCAUGCUUCUGGCGUGAGUCCCGCGGAGUGUCCCCCUGGUGGGGGAGCUUGCCUCUGUGACCCUGUCACUGGUGCAUGCCCUUGUCUGCCGAAUGUCACAGGCCUGGCCUGUGAUCGUUGUGCUGAUGGAUACUGGAAUCUGGUCCCUGGCAGAGGAUGUCAGUCAUGUGACUGUGACCCUAGGACCUCUCAAAGUAGCCACUGUGACCAGCUUACAGGCCAGUGUCCAUGUAAAUUAGGCUACGGCGGGAAACGUUGCAGUGAGUGCCAGGAAAAUUAUUAUGGUGAUCCACCUGGGAGAUGCAUUCCAUGUGAUUGCAACAGGGCGGGUACCCAGAAGCCCAUCUGUGAUCCAGACACAGGCAUGUGCCGCUGCCGGGAGGGUGUCAGUGGCCAGAGAUGUGAUCGCUGUGCCCGGGGUCACAGCCAGGAAUUCCCUACUUGUCUUCAAUGUCACUUGUGCUUUGAUCAAUGGGAUCACACCAUUUCUUCCCUCUCCAAAGCGGUGCAAGGGUUAAUGAGACUGGCUGCUAACAUGGAAGAUAAAAGAGAGACCCUGCCUGUCUGUAAGGCAGACUUCAAAGGCCUCAGAGAGAACGUGUCUGAAAUAGAAAGGAUUUUGAAACAUCCUGUUUUCCCAUCUGGGAAAUUCUUAAAAGUCAAGGAUUAUCAUGACUCUGUUAGAAAACAAAUCAUGCAGCUAAAUGAACAAUUGAAAGCAGUGUAUGAAUUUCAAGAUCUGAAACAUACAGUAGAAAGAGCAAAGAAUGAAGCAGACCUCUUACUUGAAGAUCUUCAGAAAGAAAUUGAUUUGCAAUUCAGUGUCCUUAAUGCAAGCAUCGCGGACUCCUCAGAAAACAUCAAGAAAUAUUAUCACAUAUCAUCAUCUGCUGAAAAGAAAAUUAAUGAAACUAGUUCUACCAUUAAUACCUCUGCAAAUACCAGGAAUGACUUUCUUACCAUUUUAAAUACAUUAACCUCCAAAGGAAACUUGUCAUUGGAAAAAUUAAAGCAGAUUAAGAUACCAGAUAUCCAAAUAUUGAAUGAAAAGGUGUGUGGAGAUCCAGGAAAUGUGCCAUGUGUUGUGCCCUUGCCCUGUGGCGGUGCUGUCUGCAUGGGCCAGGAAGGGCACAGGAAGUGUGGGGGUGCCGGCUGUCAUGGCUCCCUGACCCUCUCAACGAAUGCCCUCCAAAAAGCCCAGGAAGCAAAAUCUGUUAUUCGUAAUUUAGACAAACAGGUUCGUGGCUUGAAGAAUCAGAUCAAAAAUAUAAGUAAACUGGCAGAAGUCUCCAAAAACAAUGCCUUACAGCUAAGGGAAAAACUGGGAAAUACAAGAAACCAAAGUGACUCUGAAGAAGAAAAACUCAAUCUUUUCAUCAAAAAAGUGAAAAACUUUUUGUUAGGAAAGUUCAACAUGACAAUUCUAUCAGAUUCCCUAACAUCAGGAUUCGAGGAAAACGUGCCUCCAGAAGACAUCGAGAAGGUUGCAAAUGGUGUACUUGACAUUCACCUACCAAUUCCAUCCCAAAAUCUAACGGAUGAAGUUAACAAAAUACAGAAACUUAUGCAACUCUGUAAGGAUUACAGGUCAGAUGAAAACAGGCUAAGUGAAGAAGCAGAUGGAGCCCAAAAGCUUCUGGUGAAGGCUAAAGCAGCUGAGAAAGCAGCAAAUGUUCUAUUAAAUCUUGACAAAACGUUGAACCAGUUGCAACAAGCUCAAAUCACUCAUGGACGAGCAAACUCUACCAUUACACAGCUGACUGCCAAUAUAACAAAAAUAAAAAAGAAUGUGCUGCAGGCUGAAAAUCAAACCAGGGAAAUGAAGAAUGAGCUGGAGUCAGCAAAGCAGCGAUCAGGGCUGGAGGAUGGACUUGCCCUGCUGCAGACCAAGUUGCAAAGGCAUGAAGACCACGCUGUCAAUGUGAAAGUUCAGGCUGAAUCUGCCCAACACCAGGCUGGAAGUCUUGAGAAGGAAUUUGUUGAGCUGAAAAAACAAUAUGCUAUGCUCCAGCAUAAGACAAGCACUACAGGACUAACAAAGGAAACAUUAGGAAAAGUUAAACAGCUAAAAGAUGCUGCAGAAAAAUUGGCUGGAGAUACAGAGGACAAGAUAAGAAGAAUAACAGAUUUAGAAAGGAAAAUCCAAGAUUUGAAUCUAAGUAGACAAGCAAAAGCUGAUCAACUGAGAAUAUUGGAAGAUCAAGUUGUUGCCAUUAAAAAUGAAAUCGUUGAACAAGAAAAAAAAUAUGCUACGUGCUAUAGCUAGGCAGAGUUAAAGUGUAAAAGCUUGUGCCUUUGUUUCUGGUUUCUGAUGUACAAGCCCAUGGGGCUCUGUUGAACCUGUGAAAUACUGAGAAUGUCUUCUACCUUCCUUCCCCACAGCCUGUCCUUAUUACACACCUGCUCAGUGUGGUUGGAGGUUGAAAUGCCACCAGGAAAAUGCCACUUCAUAAUUGAAAGGGGAAAGUAAUGAGAUUGUCUCUGGUUUCAGAAACCUUUCCUCUUGCCUUUCUCUUUCCUAACUUAAAAAUAACAGGUUCCAUAUAACAAGUAGAAAUUUAAGUAAGUACUCUACUUACUAAUAAUCAUUUCAGUCAAAUAAACCUAAACAUUAAAUAAAUAUCUCCAAUACUAGGAUGGAAUACAUAUGGAUGGCAUGUACUAGAUUGUCCUAUAUUUUAUGUUUAUUUGGAUUUACUCUUAUUUGCAAAACUAUUCUUUUGUGAAUAAACUGCAUAGAAUUCAAAAUGUAAC
Cercocebus atys (sooty mangabey) is the source of this 6052-nucleotide messenger RNA. It is a transcript of the gene LAMB4, whose product is annotated as laminin, beta 4. Gene Ontology annotation, cellular component: basement membrane. Bases 207 to 5564 code for a protein of 1785 amino acids. Gene Ontology annotation, molecular function: extracellular matrix structural constituent. NCBI's taxonomy places the organism in Eukaryota, Metazoa, Chordata, Mammalia, Primates, Cercopithecidae. The record is from RefSeq and is a predicted model, not a curated record. The transcript is spliced from 36 exons. Gene Ontology annotation, biological process: axon guidance.